CAUGUGUGUAUGCAUGUGUGUAUGUGCAAGAGUGUGGGGGUGUGUGUGAGGGAGUGUGUAUAACAAGUGUGUGUGUGUAUAUGUGUGUGCUCACUCUUGCACUCUUCCCUUCCUGGAGGAGAGGCUCUCCUCUUCAGCGAUCGGCAAGGGCCAUCUUGAAUUUGUCAAGCUGUCACUUUUCUGGACCUGACAAUGUUUCGUAAGAAGAAAAAGAAGAGGCCAGAGAUCUCGGCACCAAAGAACUUUGAGCACCGGGUGCACACCUCUUUUGAUGCUAAACGAGGCUGCUUCGUGGGCCUGCCAACCCAAUGGCACAGUUUGAUAGAGAACCUCCGCAGGCCCAAGCCUAUGGUGGACCCCUCCCGGAUCACCCCAGUUGAGCUCAAUCCAAAGAAGACCAUUGUGCGUGGGAGUAUGAUCGGCCAUGGAGACUACAUCUCAGCCAUGAUCUCCGACAUGAGCAGGCUGUCCGUGACCAGCUCCAACUCCCUAAGGAAGAGCAGCCCUUCAGGCAGGAAGAGGGCCCAGUCCCUUGGCAGGCUGGGGGAGGUGAAGGAGGGGGAUACCUACCAGUAUGAAGACCUGGGAGAGGAUGACAUGGAGCAGCAGCAGUGGAGGGACAGGGCUCAUAACAUCCACAGUGAGAGUGGGAUGCCCCAAAUGGGCAUGAAGAAGAGCAUCACCCUGCAGCCCAACGGGGAUCUUCCCAGGGCUAAGUCCACCUACGAGGUGAGUGUCAGCUCUCUAGAGGGACCCCCGGUUCCAUCCCAGCCCAUACAGGUGCCUAUUAAAGGGGCUUAUAUCAGCUGUGAGGUGGGCAGUCCCACAGAGAGACUGAUGGUGAGGAGAGACUUCCAGGUGCCGAGGGUUAUGCCACACAACCAGAGGCCCUUCUCAUGCUUCUACAACCCAGCCAUGGCUGUCCAGCACCCCCAUCCUGACCAUGGGCGUCACCCCCCUCCGGAGUACCGCACCAACCUCUACAUCCACUCCCACAACAGCCCUAGCAGACCAUACUCCUCCUACGACCUGAAGGCAGAGUCGGCUCUGAGGCACCACCAGUCAGGCUUCCUACCCAGCACCCCCAGCAGUCCCUUCAUGAGUGGCAUCAGACCCCACAGGACAGUGCGCUCUUCAGCCAGCUACACCCUGGGACUGUCUCCCAACAUGGGCCUGAGACUCAAUGGGCCUGACCCUUUUUUGAGACACUCAGGGUGCCCUAAUGCUCCCUUCCCCAGGCAGGACAGCCCCUCCCAGCCGGCCCUCCCCCACCGGCUCCCUGGCCACCAGCCCCCAGGCACAUGCUCCCCUGCUUUCAGACCCCCUCAGCACCCCCAGAGGCCGCCACCAGACCCCCCCAGGGUGACCCAUGAACAGUUUAAGGCUGCCCUGCAGAUGGUGGUAGACAAGGGAGACCCUCGGUCGUACCUGGAGAACUUUGUGAAGAUUGGAGAAGGGUCCACAGGGGUGGUGUGUAUCGCUCGGGAGAAACACAGUGGCAGGCAGGUGGCCGUGAAGAUGAUGGACCUGCGGAGACAACAGCGAAGAGAGCUGCUUUUCAACGAGGUGGUGAUCAUGAGGGACUACCAGCACAGGAACGUGGUGGAGAUGUUUAAGAGUGCCCUGGUGGAGGAGGAGCUCUGGGUCAUCAUGGAGUACAUAGAGGGUGGAGCACUAACCAACAUCGUGUCUGAGACCAGGCUGAGUGAGGAGCAGAUAGCCACAGUGUGUGAGGCUGUGCUGCAAGCCCUGGCCUACCUUCACUCCCAGGGAGUCAUCCACAGGGACAUCAAGAGUGACUCCAUACUGCUAACACUGGAUGGGAGGAUCAAGCUGUCAGACUUUGGGUUCUGUGCACAGAUCAGUAAGGACAUUCCCAAGAGGAAGUCUUUAGUAGGAACACCCUACUGGAUGGCUCCGGAGGUCAUCUCUAAAUCUCCAUACAGCACUGAGGUGGAUGUGUGGUCUCUGGGCAUCAUGGUAGUUGAGAUGGUGGACGGAGAGCCCCCCUACUUCAGUGAGACCCCCGUUGCAGCCAUGAGAAGACUGAGGGAUGAGCCAGCUCCCACCGUACGGAACACAACCCAGGUAUCCCCGGUGUUGAAAGACUUCCUGAACCGUAUGUUGACCCGGGACCCAGUGGAGAGGGCCAGCGCCACAGACCUGCUAGAACACCCCUUCCUCCUGCAGAGCGGCUCCCCGCAGUGCCUGGUGCCCCUGGUGGAGCAGUACCGCAAGCGCAUGUCUCACUGCUGAUCCCAUGGUGGACCCUGAUCCCUGAUUACUACUGUACCCACCCUGAGUGUGAUCUGCCCAGGCCCAACCCACCCAGCACCCACCCCAGUGUGGGAGCAGCACCAGAGAGCAGAUCCAGACCCAGAGAUCCUGGUGCUGUUACAGAGCUCAUGGCAUCAGGCCUGUAGGCUUGGUAAACAAUGGCACAGCAUGGGCCUAGAGACCUACUGUAAGAAGCACUUUAGCAGUGAGUUGGUGUAGUGAAACAGUAGCAUGCAAACAAACAGUAUUCCUAACUCAUUUCAGCAACGUCUGGUUCUACCUGUGAUAGACAACAUCCAAUGGGAUUCCUCCCGACACAACACCAAUCUAGCCUUGGUACAUUAUAUACAGACUUGAAAUCCAAGGGAACUGUAAACUGCAUUGUGAACUUUUACUGUAAUUGAGCAGUUUCCCAUUGUAGUGUUUGGAUAAUAGUGAAUUUUCAGCUUGUGCUAUAGACUCAAGUUAUGGUAGCUCAUGACUUGGAGAGAAGCUUGAUGUUACAUACCUCUACAACCAUAUGGGACACUGACUGAAGUUCACCUUGUCAGUAAACAAUUUGCAUGGCCAAAUGAAGGCAGACCUGGCCUGAUCAGAAUGUUUAAAACAUGCUACUAUGAGAGACCUGCCGCCAGUAUCACCAUGACAAAUGUGUAGAUGAGGGGAUGUUUGUUCGUUUUUUAUUGUGCUCAAGCAAUCAUUUUCCUUUUAAUAUUUAUUCUAUUUUGCUUUCCCGAAAAGUGUUGUGAAUGGUUUGUAACGUGAAAUUGCAAAUAAGUUUUCAGUUUAGAAUAUCAACUUGAAAUGUAGCAGAUGAACAAAUAAUGUAAAUACAUCCUGUAUAUUAGGACUUACUUGCAGAGCCACUGUACUUACACUACCGCUCAAAAGUUUGGGGUCACUUAGAAAUGUCCUUGUUUUCCAUGAAAACAUACAUGAAAUGAGUUGCAAAAUGAA
Molecule: messenger RNA, 3234 nt
Organism: Oncorhynchus tshawytscha (Chinook salmon)
Lineage: Eukaryota; Metazoa; Chordata; Actinopteri; Salmoniformes; Salmonidae
Product: serine/threonine-protein kinase PAK 6
Biological process (GO): protein phosphorylation; regulation of MAPK cascade; intracellular signal transduction
Cellular component (GO): cytoplasm
Molecular function (GO): ATP binding; protein serine/threonine kinase activity
Source: RefSeq, a predicted model, not a curated record